AUGGAGGGAAUCACUAUUCGACACUGGAUAGAAACCCCAGUCAGGUACAAGGAGAUAUUUGCUGAGAAAAAUCUUGAAGAUCUUAAACUGGAUCAUUCACUUUAUGCUCUGCCUGGGCCUCAAUGUCCUGGAUAUCCAGAGAAAGAAAGGAAGGUAGACUCGGACAGUAGCACUGGAGCUAGCGAAGAUUCUGAACCGCUGGAGAUCCUGCUGGAUGUGGUCCAGUUUCGUCCAGAAGACAUCAUCAUUCAAAUAUUUGAAGGAUGGCUCAUAGUCAAGGCUGAACACGGGAGAAGAAUGGAUGAACAUGGAUUUGUUUCAAGAAGCUUUAUGAGAACAUAUAAAAUACCGAGUGACACCGAGUUGAAGGACUUGUCUGCCGUCUUCUGCCAUGAUGGAGUUUUGGCUAUUCGCAUUCAACAGUGA
Staurois parvus is the source of this 426-nucleotide messenger RNA. NCBI's taxonomy places the organism in Eukaryota, Metazoa, Chordata, Amphibia, Anura, Ranidae. The record is from the annotation of a GenBank genome assembly.